Molecule: messenger RNA, 2697 nt
Organism: Medicago truncatula (barrel medic)
Lineage: Eukaryota; Viridiplantae; Streptophyta; Magnoliopsida; Fabales; Fabaceae
Product: protein TOC75, chloroplastic
Exons: 7
Coding region: 132-2507 (791 amino acids)
Biological process (GO): chloroplast organization; intracellular protein transport; protein import into chloroplast stroma
Cellular component (GO): chloroplast outer membrane
Molecular function (GO): protein-transporting ATPase activity
Source: RefSeq, a predicted model, not a curated record
UAACAAAUUGCAUCUCUUCAUUUGAUUUCAUUUAGUCCAUAGUCAAUAUUUUGAUUUUGGGAACCAAAAACCCUUUCAAAACCCUCUUUUCUUCUUCUUCUUUUUCUCUCAUAACUCUCUUCUUCUAUCUUAUGCAGCUAUCACCUUCUCAACUGCAAAACAUGUCUUCUCUUGUUCCAUCCAACAACAUCUUUUCCGGCCCUCGCAAAAACAACAACAAACCUUCUCUCCCUAAAUGCAACAACAACUACUCUCAACCUUCCCGUCGCCGCCUUGCCUUCAAACCCCUCACCAUCAUCACCGCCGCUGCCAUUUCCGUCCACUGUAACAAACCUGUUUUCCUCUACGGCAACAUCACUGGUGGUGGAAUUAAUGGUGGCAGUGGUAGUGGAGGAUGGUGGUUUGGCGGUGGUGGUGGUGGUGGUGGUGGAUUUUGGUCUAGGUUUUUUACUCCAGCAGCAGCAAUUGCUGAUGAAACUAAAUCUGAUGAAUUUGAUUCUCAUGGUAUGCCUGUCAAUAUAACUAUUCAAUUGAACAAACUCAGUGGUUUUAAGAAAUACAAGAUUUCUGAUAUUACUUUUUUCGAUAAGAAACGAAAAACAAAAACUAGUUCUGAUGAUUCUUUUAGUGAAAUGAUUACUAUUGUUCCGGGCGGAGUUUAUACUAGGGCCCAAUUACAGAAGGAGUUGGAUGGUUUAACAUCAAGUGGAAUGUUUGAAAAGGUUGAUCUUGAAGGGAAGACAAAUGCUGAUGGAACUGUUGGAAUCACGGUUUCGUAUAGUGAGAGUACUUGGGAGGCUGCCGAGAAGUUUCGUUGUAUGAAUGUUGGUAUGAUGCCGCAGACAAAGCCGAUUGAGUUGGAUUCUGAUAUGACUGAGAAGGAGAGGAUGAAACAGUAUUUGAGUCAGGAGAGGGAGUAUAAGAGGAGGAUGGAGAAGGCGAGGCCGUGUAUUUUGCCAAAUACGGUUCAUUUGGAGAUUAUGGAUAUGAUGAGGAAAGAGAGGAGUUUGAGUGCUAGGUUGUUGCAGAAGAUUAGGGAUAGGGUUCAGAAGUGGUAUCAUGAUCAAGGGUAUGCUUGUGCUCAAGUGGUUAAUUUUGGAAAUCUUAAUACGAAAGAAGUUGUUUGUGAGGUUGUUGAAGGUGAUAUCAGUCAAUUGCAAGUUCAGUUCAUCGAUAAGCUUGGCAAUGUUGUUGAAGGCAAUACUCAAGCCACUGUGAUACAUAGAGAGCUUCCCAAAGAGCUGCGUCCGGGUAACACCUUUAAUAUUGAAGCAGGGAAGCAAGCUUUAAAAAACAUAAAUUCCCUUUCUUUGUUUUCGAAUAUUGAGGUUAAUCCACGGCCUGAUGAGACCAGUGAGGGAGGCAUAAUUGUUGAAAUUAAGGUAAAAGAGAUGGAUCAGAAGACGGCUGAUGUCAGUACUGAAUGGAGUAUUAUCCCUGGACGUGGAGGGUAUCCGACUCUGGCCUCACUUCAACCUGGUGGAACUAUUUCUUUUGAGCAUCGGAAUCUGCAAGGACUGAAUAGAGCUCUUAGUGGUUCCAUUACAACCAGCAACUUCUUCAACCCUCAGGAUGAUCUUGCAUUUAAGAUGGAGUACGCACAUCCAUAUUUUGAUGGUGUCGAUAAUCCACGAAACCGAACUCUUCAUGUAAGCUGUUUCAAUAGCCGAAAGCUGAGUCCAGUAUUCACUGGGGGCCCCGGGCUGGAUGAAGUGCCACCAAUAUGGGUUGAUCGCGGUGGUGUCAAAGCUAAUAUUACAGAGAAUUUCACGCCACAGAGUAAAUUCACUUAUGGACUUGUAAUGGAAGAGAUAACAACUCGCGACGAAGGUAAUCAAAUCUGUGCAAAUGGUCAAAGAGUACUACCUGGUGGUGGAAUUAGUGCAGAUGGACCUCCCACCAGCCUCGGUGGUACUGGCAUUGAUCACAUGGCAUUUUUACAAGCGAAUAUCACUCGUGAUAACACACGUUUUGUGAAUGGAGCUGUAGUUGGAGCGAGAAAUAUGUUCCAGGUAGAUCAAGGCCUAGGCAUUGGCACCCAGUUCCCAUUCUUCAAUCGUCACCAGCUAACUCUGACACGGUUUAUCCAGUUGAUGUUUGUGGAGGAAGGAGCUGGUAAACCACCCCCACCAGUUCUUGUCCUCCAUGGCCGCUAUGGUGGUUGUGUAGGCGAUCUUCCAAGUUAUGAUGCUUUUACUCUUGGUGGCCCUUAUUCUGUAAGGGGUUACAACAUGGGUGAACUUGGUGCUGCCAGAAACAUGCUGGAGCUUGCAGCUGAGUUACGGAUACCUGUUAAAGGCAUGCAUGUCUAUGGUUUUGCAGAGCAUGGGAAUGAUCUAGGGAGUUCAAAGGAUGUCAAAGGGAAUCCUACAGAAGUCUAUAGGCGAAUGGGUCAAGGUUCAUCUUAUGGUGUUGGUGCUAAGCUUGGUUUGGUCAGAGCAGAAUAUGCCAUUGAUCAUAACUCAGGAACUGGUGCAUUAUAUUUACGUUUUGGAGAGAGGUUUUAAGCUGCAAAUUACUCACAGUAUAUUGUUAACAGUUUUUAAACUACAUUUUUUUGGUUUGAGUGGGCGCCGUCCUAAUACUAGACUAGUAGACUUGUUUUCUUUAGUACUUGGGAGAAUUGUUACAAAGUUCUGAAAUAAUAUUGAUGUAGCUGAUUGUCUUGAUAUUUGAUAGUUUUUAUUUUUGCGACUA